AUGAAGACGCUCUCAGCGGGAAAUGAAGUCCCCGAUGACUUGGACUAUACGGAUCCUACGCGCAAGUACAAAAAUCUUGAGUUCCUGGAGCACCGCAACAUGUGGUUCUUCGCCAGGCAUUUCGAUGGACCUGACAGAGAGCUCUGCUGGAGCUGCGGAUGGAACACGCGUAACCAGAAGUAUUCCUUUUACGGCUCCCGGGUCAGGGUGAUGCACACUCGGGCCAACACUGGCAUCUGGGCACUUGGGACGCGAUGGAUACUCCGGGACGAACCAAACGACCGCUACCUUGGGAACAACUACAUGACGCUCAAGUUCCUCCACGAGCAGCCGGGUUCGAAGGACAGCAUUCCCACCCCGCAAGAAGUCCGUAGCUUGAGCAAGCCAGGGGACCCCAUCUAUCUCACCCUGGAGUCCCGGGUCCCAGGCGACACGCUCAUGGAAGUCUGGCCCAGCCUGUCCCGGGAGGAGAAGGCCAGCUACAGCCGGCAGCUCACCGACAUCCUCAGGAAAAUGCGACAGUUCACGGCGCCCCGACCGCAGAGGGUCGACGGCAGUCAGCUCAACGACAAUAUUCUCGGCGUGUGCUUGAUGUCGCGGCCCGGGAACUGCUUCAAGAUCCCGUACUCGGUCGACGAAUGGCUGGACGGCCUGGGCCCAGACCUCCGCAUAGGACUGACGAGGGUGCACAACACUCUGGACCCGGCCGUGAUUGAGGAGAAAUUCCAAGCGCUCAAGGCGGGUUUCCCGAGCUGCGAGCCGUACGUCUUCACCCACGGGGACCUGAAUCUCUCCAACAUCAUCGUCAAGGACGGCAAGAUCCAGGGCAUUGUCGACUGGGAACACGCCGGGUACUAUCCCUGGUGGGCGGAGCGGCGUGCCACCGACAGGAUUCCGAACGACGAUGCGUACGAGUUGUUUGACCCGGUGUGGGAGGAGCUUAUGCCAGACAUUGACAGGAAGAAGUGGGUCGAGCUCGUAUAUCACAAGUUGUUCCCGGCAGAACAGGCCUGGGGCCAUUGCGACCAUGGCCAUCCGGGCGUCGACACCGUCUGGUGGAGACCGUCUUUCUGCGAAUGCCAUCCCGUCCAAGGGGAAUUUAGAGCUCAUCAUUGGGGAAUGCCGCUUUCUUGUGAAGUAAACCAGUUGAAUGCAGGGCAACAGGCUCUUCUGGACAGGUACCGGAGAAAAGACCCGUGGGCCCAGGAGCAUGAUGAAAAAGAUGCACGCACGCUGCCGGCUGGUGAGGGCGACGAUUCAAAGUGA
Messenger RNA from Exophiala spinifera, 1266 nucleotides. RefSeq lists its product as uncharacterized. NCBI's taxonomy places the organism in Eukaryota, Fungi, Ascomycota, Eurotiomycetes, Chaetothyriales, Herpotrichiellaceae. The record is from RefSeq and is a predicted model, not a curated record. The transcript has a single exon. The coding region runs from base 1 to 1266 and encodes 421 amino acids.